AUGUCGGUUUCACGCGUUUCGUUAUUGGUCGUAGUGGCGCUGUUGUACAUGCACUGCUGUCACACCGCAACUAUUCCAAGAAACUUUGAUCCCCGUCUCUCUGAUGAGAUGGUGCUCACGCCCAAGAAAAGGCCAUUCUGCAACGCUUUCACCGGAUGCGGUCGCAAGAGGUCUCAGGCAGCACCGGGAAUGCCUUCACAGGAACUCAUCAGGCAAAAGCAGUACAUGGACGAUGAAACACUUGGCUCACUUCUUGACUCUGAAACUGCGAUCGAAGAGCUUUCUCGUCAGAUACUCUCUGAAGCAAAGCUUUGGGAAGCAAUUCAAGAAGCUAGCGCUGAAAUAGCGAGGCGGAAACAAAAGGAUAUCAUAUAUUAG
Messenger RNA from Arctia plantaginis, 378 nucleotides. NCBI's taxonomy places the organism in Eukaryota, Metazoa, Arthropoda, Insecta, Lepidoptera, Erebidae. The record is from the annotation of a GenBank genome assembly.